AUGGCAUUCAAUUAUCGUGCUAAGUUGUCUAGAAGUCGGAAUUUAGUGAAUUUGGCAUUGGGAAAUGAAAAUAACAGUGCACAUAACAACGAUUUAGGUUAUGAAAAAGACGAUUUUAUAGAAAAUAGCGAUGAUAACCUUUCUCCUUUGCCGUUUGGAGCCAGUGAGAUAUUCACAAAUUGCAGUUUAAGUCUGCUCAAUGAUAUAUUUGAAAAUGAUUCCCCUCAACAAGAAAAACAAAAUGAUACAUUAGAAAAUUCUACUUUGCUCGACUCUGAUAACAUGUUAAUUUGUAAUAGUCAAUUACCUCAACCCCAUGAAAAGUGUACCCAUAGUGACACUCAUGAAAAAGAAAACUAUUCUGAUUUACACUCAAACUGUCUUUCAGUACAAGAAACAAAUGAUCACAAUUAUGAGCCCAUAGCUAACAGUUCAUCAAUCAUAGUAACACAUAAUAAUCUGUCAAGCGACAAAGUUUUUGAAUCUUCAAUCGACCAUCAUAGUGAAGAUUUCGGUAAAAAUACAGAUCUGUUAUCUAAUUACGAUAUGCGAGAUGUUGAUAAUGCGACCCCAAUGCCAUCAUCUAAUAAUAGUUCUUUCGGUGAAGAAGAACCUAUUCCUUCAGUCCUAUCAUUAUUAUCAGAUGCGACUGCAUCGUCCCCUGUUUCACAGUAUUACUCAUCAAGUGAUGUUUCAACUCCUAAGGGGCCCAGAAAAAGAAAAUUUACUAAAAAAAGAGAUAAUGGAAGAUUAAGAGAAAAAUUUCGUAAUGAAUGGAUAGAUUCGAAAAGAAAAAGACUUAAAAAUACUGGGAAAGCGUAUAACAGUAGAAAUGGAAAAUUAAGAGAUGAGAAACAAAUAGGUGAACCAUGUCAGAGCACAUGUAAACUAAAGUGUUUUGAAAAACUUGAUGCAGACGUAAGGAGUGCUAUAUUUCAUCAAUUUUGGAUGAUUGGAGAUCAUUCUAAGCAAUAUGACUUUAUUGUUAACUAUGUAGUAAGAAUAAAUAAAAAAAGAUCGGUUACCCAGGGUGACUCACGAAGGUCAUACACAUAUGUGUACCAUUUGCCUAUUACUCAAAAUAAACAAAAGACGAAACUAGUGGUAUGCAAGACGAUGUUUUUAAACACCAUUCGUUGUGGGCCCAAAAUGAUAAGAACUGCAAUGAGUAAAUUUUAUGAUACAAGUAGGCUCACUUUGGUUGAUAAUAGAGGUCGACAUGAUCACCAUAAAACAUCUAUUGAUGCAGUAAUGAUCAAAAGUGUGCUGGACCACGUCAAGUCUUUUGAACCGGUUGAUUCACAUUAUUGUCGCAAAGACAGUAAUAAACUUUAUUUAGAUGGCUCUUUAAGUUUUAUUCGAAUGUUCAAGUUAUACAAAGAAUGGUAUGAUCCAUCUAAAUAUGGUAAUAAAUGUGAGUCAUUAAGGCAAUACAGGGAUAUAGUAAACAAAAAUAUUAAUUUGUCAUUUCACCAGCCAAAAAAAGACCAAUGCCAUGUUUGUCAUUCUUUCAAAAACGGUUCUGUGACUCCUGAAAAUAAAAUAUUUUUUGAUAAUCAUAUAAUCAGCAAAAAUCAGGCUAGAUCCUUAAAAGAAAAGGAUAAACGUGAUUCACAAAAUGACACGAAAAUAUUCUGCGCUACUUUUGAUUUGCAAAAAGUGUUGUUGUCCCCAAGUGGUGAAAUUAGUCUAUUUUAUUACAGUAAAAGGUUGAAAGUACAUAACUUAUCAAUUUUUGAUGUUGGGAAGUUAAUUGGUACCUGUUACUUAUGGAAUGAACAAAUAGCAAUGAAGGGUUCGAACGAAAUAGCCAGUUGUAUUUAUGAUAUAAUUAAAUUAAAAAGUCAAGAAGGUUGUGACGACUUCAGAUUUUGGUCAGACAAUUGCACUGGCCAAAACCGAAACAGGAUUAUGUUUUUUAUGUAUCUGUACGCUGCUAAACAGUUUAAUUUGAAUAUAAAGCAUUCUUUUCUUGAAGUAGGCCACACUCAAAAUGAAGGCGAUUCCAUACACGCCACUAUUGAAAGAGCUUCAAAAUAUAAAAAUAUUUACACACCCUCUGAAUGGAGCUCAUUGAUUCGAUGGGCGAAAUCAAAAGGAAGUCCUUAUAACGUCAUAGACGUAGCUCAAAAUAUGAUUUAUGACUUCAAAAAGAUGCAGACAAAUACACACUUUAACUGGACUAAAAACUCAGAAGGACAAAAAAUUGUUUGGUCUAAAAUAAAACAAAUUCGUGUCAGACGAGAUGAACCAUACGUUUUAUACUAUAAAUAUGAUUUAAGUGAAGAUGCUAUUGAAAAUCAUAUUAAAAUCUUAGAUCAGCCAGUACGAACAAGAAGGCAAAUUGUCGAAAGACCUACAGAUAUUCCUUUGCAACUAUGUUAUAAUCAGCUGUUACCAAUACAACCUUCCAAGAAGAAAGACUUGCUUGAUUUAUGUCGAAAAAAUAUUAUUCCACCUGCAUACCACAGUUAUUAUGAAAAUUUAGUAACAUCGAAUGACAUUGUGUCAAUUAAUGAAAGCGAUAAUGAAGAAAAUUAA
Messenger RNA from Spodoptera litura, 2541 nucleotides. NCBI's taxonomy places the organism in Eukaryota, Metazoa, Arthropoda, Insecta, Lepidoptera, Noctuidae. The record is from RefSeq and is a predicted model, not a curated record.